Messenger RNA from Malaclemys terrapin pileata, 5960 nucleotides. RefSeq names its product KIAA0040 ortholog. The transcript has 2 exons. Bases 2406 to 2723 code for a protein of 105 amino acids. The record is from RefSeq and is a predicted model, not a curated record. Lineage: Eukaryota; Metazoa; Chordata; Testudines; Emydidae.
CCCCCUAGUUUUUUGGCAUUUCUGCUUCUGACUCCAGCCACAUCAAGGCAUUGCAGAGUCACAUGCAAAUAAAGCCAUGUGGUUCAAACAUGAAUGUGCUUAGCAAAGUUAUGAUGUGUUCACCACAUGCAGAUCAGGUUUGGGUUGGCAUCACAUAAUGCACCUGCUCUCAGGGACCACUCAAAAUGCAAGCAAGUAGGGUCAGGAGAGUGCAAAUUCCUUUCCACCCAUGUUGUUUUGUGCCACGGCACGGGUUCUCCUGCUGCUGCUGCCUGUGAAAUACAUAGGCAGAGGGCACCACCUCAGAGAGCCAACUCUGCACCAGAACAGUGACAUGGGGCUUGGGGCCAGGAUUCAGUGUCAAUGAUAUUCAGCCAGGGCCAAAGCAUCACAGAGCAUUUGUGUUUGUAUGUGCAUGCAGUUAAAGGGGGUAGCUUGCCUAGGUUGACAUGGGUCAUGAGGAGGCCAGAAUCAAGGGACACUACCCAGAAGAAUUAAUGCCCAUCACAGACGCUAGCCUGCUACGGAUAUAAAUUAUAACCAACUGCUCCAGGUGGAUGCUUCCUUUCCUCUUUAGAGCCUCAGAAGUUACACUGUUUGAGGGGGACAGAUUGUCAGAAGAGCAGUCUGGUUGUCCACUGGGUGCUGAGUAGAGCUGGCUGCAAUUUUUCAUUCAGAAUUUUUUUGACACACACACAAAGUUAUUUUUAAUGAAAAAAAAUAGUGUUUUGUCAAAGCAGAAAUGUUUGCCAGAACUGUCCAUUUCUGAUUAAAUAGGGGUAAGAUGUUGUUAAUACUAAAACUGUUUCAGUUUUUUGGCAACCAAACUCCAAAAAUAUUUCUGUUUUCAGCAACCAGAACCUGAAGAUGUCAGACAAAAUUUUCAUUUAAAAAAAAAAAAAAAAUUGGCUCCACAUUUUCAAGUCUUCAAAAAGUUUGGGGUUUUGGCAUGUUUCUGUUUUGGCUGCUGAAAACUGAUUUUUUUUUAAAAAAACCAACCGCCCCCCAAAAAUGUAGAAAAUUUAGAUUAAAAGAAUAAAGUUUGUUUUCAUCAUAAGCUGUUGUUUUCAUUGUUCAAAAAAGUCAAAACCAUUUCCCAUGCAGCUGUAAUGCUGCAGUGUUUAGAAAAUGCAGCUGUAAGUGUCCCAAUGGGCGCAGCUAAGUGCUGAGCACUUUGGAAAAAUCUGUCCCUUGUUUUGGUGUUUAAAUAAGACCUGAGCUCUUUUGAAAAAUCUAGCUUCCUCAGUGGGUGCUGAGCCCUUGAGAAUUUCUCUUGGCUUUCUGUGACUCAGCACAAGAGACAUGGCCAGGGAUGCAUCAUGGGUCUGGAUUCCAGACAGUGUUUAAUUUCCUGGGGCAGAAUUUCUAAUGGCAGACGUCUUCAUUCUCUUUCAGGCCACGCAGCGCACCGUGCCUGCUGCGGUAGUGCAAAAUGGCAGGUCUGACUUGGUGGAGAGUAGGGUGUCACUGCAGGCGGAGGGUAGCAAGGGACUGGCCAGUGCACACAUGGCCCAAGCUGCAGUGAACAGCCCUAUUUUAGGCAGACAAAGGUGCUCUGUGACAGAUUAACACCUUCCACAAGGGUGUCACUUCCUCCCUGUGGCCAGGCAGAUCAGUGAAAGACUAUGAAUGGAGAAUAUACAUGUUGAGUUACUGUUUAGAAAAAGAGAGACCAGGUUUUGCUGUUCAUGAAAACAGAGGAUGUGACUGCAAAUCCAGAGCCCUAGGCAAGUAGCAGCAUCCAUCCACUAACCAGAUGUACUGGCCCACUGGCCAGAUGUACUAGCCAGCACCACAGACACGAGCAAGAGGGUAAAACCUUGGGUAUCUUUGCUUGUGAGAGAGACAAAGGGUAAGACAGCAAUAAAUGGCACCCACAACAGGACAACAGCAAUACAAACAUGGGUCCUUUAAUAAACUAGAGUCCCUGGUGAUCCCCAAAACAAACACACCACAGCAGACAUCUUCCAUAGUUUAGUAGUAGUAGAACACAAGUGGAGUCCAGAUAACCAGAUUCUGUCUCUGCCACACAGUGUGUGUGAGCCAGGUCUGAUUGUCAGAGGAGGAGAGCAAGUACAACCCCCACUGAAACCUCUGAAGUUAAGUGUGGGUAUGUUUAAGGCGUCCAUGGUUGAAAGAUAUGGACCUUCCCCUCUCUGCCUCAGUUUCCUCUCUCUGUAAAACAGACUGCUGAGCUGGAAUUGAUAUGCAAACUAGACACAAUCAACUCCGGUUUGAAUAAGGACUGGGAAUGGCUGAGCCCUUACAAACACUGAAUCUAUCUCCCCUUGCACUGACCAGAGCUGCUGCUGGGUUCCAUUUGCCUUCCCUCAGGGCUGAACGCCCAGCAAGGGGACUGCACCAGCCACAGGUGGGGAGAACAGGUGUCCAGCCAGCCAACUGCCAUGGAGCGGGUCAGCUCCUUCUUCGACUCACUCUGGAAGCUCAUUCACGCCAAGCACCAGGAGGGCAUCUUCAACACUGUCUGCCUGGCCGUGCUGUUGGGGCUGCCCUUCCUCGUCCUCCUCGUCGUCCUCGUCAUCUGCUGUCACUGCUGCUUCUGUAGACGGCAGGGCAAAGGCAGCAGCAAUGGCAGCAGCAGCAACGGGCAGGUCCCAGCAGAGAGGAACAAAAAAAGGAAGAAGAAGGGUGAAGAGGACCUGUGGAUCUCGGCUCAGCCCAAGCUAUUCCUGCUGGACAAGACACCGUCACUGCCCGUCUAGUCGGAGGGACGGAGCAAAGACCUUCCUCCCAGUGAGACCUUCUGGCCAUGUGCCGCAAGGAGCUGCUGUGAUGGCUCCGUCUCCUUUGAUAAUGACUUUAAAACCAGGACUUUCAGGACAAGCCAAACAACUAGUGAGAGCACGGAGAUAUCACUAGAGGGCACGCAGUCCAGCAUGUCUUUACGUGCACAGCCAGCAUUGCACUAGGCAAGUCCUCCAGGCCAAACACAUCCAUGUGCACAAGGACAUGCGUGCACUCACACGUACAAGCAUUCAUGCAGCUAUGUGCACAACAUACUUGCACUCCCAUGCAAACACGCCUAAUGUCACGUGCACAUGGACAUACGUGUACAUGGCACAUGGACGGGCACAUUGACAUACAUGUACACAAGAACAUACACACAUGCACUUGAAAACUAACCCACCCUGGCACUCCUUUGCGCACACAUGGGUGCAUGCUCCUGGGCAGAUAUAAGCACAAGGUUACAGCACAAUGAAAAGGGUUUUCCUUCACACCCUGGCAAGCUAUUGCUUCACAGCUCCUGAAGACACAGGUAUCCAGCCCACUGCCAGAGCUUCCCAUGGGGCUUCCUAAUCCAGCCCUGCCUUACAGACCAAAAGACGCUCCCCCAAGGCAGCAAAGCAGGCGCCCCUACUGCUGGCAGCCAUCCCCAGAACAGAGGAUGGCAAGAACAGAUCAAACAUGGCACAGUAAGGGACUGAAAUCUUUGCACUGGCACUACAAAACCCGUCUAAGACUGGCCUCAGUGCAGCCUGGUCCUUUGGCAGAUCAUUCUGCUGCAGGGAAGGUUGGUUCAUUUCUAUACUGCAGCAAGAGAGGAGACUCCAGCUGAUGCUACACAGAAGCUUGGUUCCAGCAUUUGAGUUAUUUAUUUAAUGACUACUAGAAAGGGUUCAUUCGUGGACCAAAGGCCCACGUAUACUAUUCGGGCCUCGGAACAUUGACUCCAUGCAAUAACUUAGGCCAUGCGCCCCCCAGACACACACGCAGCCAGAGCCACACUCUCCCAGACACACAGACAUGCCCAUGUAGCACGCCCAGACAGUGGUACGCACAAAUGGGCACACACUGGUGUGGAGUAGCUCCUGCCAUCCAGCUGUGCCGCUGGUCCAGGGAGCAUUGCAAGGGCAGAUGGCUCUGGAAUGGAAUACAACACAAAGACAUAGCAGGGGGCCUGAAUCCAGAUACACUUCAUACCUCCCGCCCACCAAAGCUUCCCUCCCUCCCCGCCCAACCCUAAGAGAGAUUGUCCUAGACAGAACCCCCACACACACAUUUCACAGAUGUGUGUUCCUCACACUCCUGAGACCUUACUCUUCUUCUCAAGCAAGGCAGCUCAUCCCAUCCCCACAGGUAGCCAGUCAGUGGGCCACAACUAUCUGUGCCCCCUGCUCCAUCUCUGACCCCACCCACGCCCUCUUUGACUUCAGAGUCUGUUUCCCAGUGGUCCUGCCUGACUCCUCCCCAUCCAUGCACUAUUGUAGUUAUCAUCAAGGCUUAUUUAAGUCUCAUUUACAUGGUUUGCAAAUAAACAGAGUGGGUGGACACCUCGUCUCAUCUGCUCUUUCCAACAAGCCAGUCAAAAGACAAAUAUUUUUGCUGUAAAGGCUCUGCUGGGAACAUUCUGCUUUAGAUUGUUUUUAGCCUCCAGAGCAGACUUCCCAGACAGUUCAGGGAAACACACAAACCCAUCCAGACCAGCCCUGGCACACCCUCCAGCAUGGCAGACUCCGGUGUGGUGACCUCAUCUGCAGCAGAGUGUCUCACCCACCCUCCACUAGAAGAUCUCUCUGCCUCUAGGAUACCCCUCUGCUAGGGUAUGCAGGCAGCAGGAAGAGCUGGCCUGGGGCUUACAGAAUCAGCCACUUCUGCUGUGCCCUCAAAGUGCAGCCCAGUUUGUCCAACUUUGUGACAUCACUUCAUGGGGUUUGGCCCUCACUCAGCUAUGUUGUUUGGAGCCUCAACCCCAGACUCCUCCUCACCCAAACCCUUCAUUCACUUCAUCUGCAUUAAAAAAAACAGGGACCCCCAAUUUCAAGGCUGAGAGGAUAAGAGUCAGAUUUAAGCUUAAACAGCCUUAAGGGAAGCCUGAUCCUAGAUACCAACUCUCCCUGAACCAACUCCCCCACUGCCCCAACUUCUGCUCUGGGAUAUUUGAUUAUUUCUCUCUCCAUUUACAAAAUGAUGUAAUUUUAUAAUCUCUCUCACACACACACACACGCGCGCGCACACACACACAGAGAUUAGGGCAAAGCUAGAGGAAAACAUAACUGGAGCUACGAGUGCUUAACUGGCUGUCAGAGAGGAAAAUAUAGCUAGUUGUGACAUGGCUAUCUUAGGGCUACAACUGUUUUGCUCUGCCAUAGUUAAAAGACCCAGAAAGGUAUGCUGGAAAAAUGUUUCCUGUGAGAGCGCUCAACCCUGUCAGGACCAGAAAGUCAAAGGAAAGGGCCAUGUCUGCAUAUCAGCACUCUACCACAGGCCCAAACCAUUAAAUCCAAACACGCCCAAACUUUGGGGAAGUUCAAAACCCUACCCAAACUUUAUAGCCCUGAGCCAUCUCUUUAAUGGACUGAACCCACCAGCCCAGAACUCAAGCUCCAAGAUGACUUGGCCCCAUCUCUACCCACCACAUACAGUCAAAAGAGCAAAGCUCAGGAAGCUGCUUGUAUGAGAGCCAUCUUCUUGGCCAAUACCAGGGAUCGAACCAGCACUUCCAGAACUGAAACCAAGAGCAUCUGUAGCGUGAGCUGCUGAAGACCCCUGUCCUCUAUGGGUCUGUGUGACACAUGCUAACCAGCAGGUUCCAUCUGCACAGCCAAUGACAAGGCAGUGUCUGAUGCAUGUUCAGUACAGCCUGAUAAGGCCCACCUGGGCUCAGGUUCCUACAGCUAGCUCUGCUCUGACACUGUGGAAAACAGCCUCUGCCUUGCAAGCAAUUCUUCAUGUGCAUGGAUCUGGAUUUCAGUGUCAGCCUCUUCUGCACAGUUCAUGCUCAAGAAAAAUUUUAAAAUAAAACUUUUUUUUUCCCCCAAACUCCUGAGAGUGGUUUUGUCUCCAGAUCUCAGCCAUUUCUUUGUUUGGGAAAAUCUUUUUACACCAUCUCACUGGCCUUGGAUGAGACCUUUGUUGACAUCAGUUGAGAGGAAUGCUAACGGGAACCUCUUUUCAGCCAGUCACAAAUAAAUUAUUCUUAAAAGGGCAGUUUCCAAUUC